UCAUGGGACAACGCGUGAGGACCGAAAACGCUACGCGCCGCCGGCGCAGAGGGCGUCCCCACCCGUUCCAGAGGGCGCUGGCGGUGCUGGUGCUGCCGGUGACACUCUGGGCCGCCGCCGCCGCCGCCGCCAAGCCAUCGCUGCGGAGACACGUCGGCUGGCAAGACCAGUUGCAGUUUUGGCAUAUGACGGCCGUCGACUGGUCGCCGCCGGCUGCUGCUGUGUAUGCCAGCUGGCCAGCCGACUCCGCCUGCCACUGUCGCCACCUGUGCCUGGUGGACCGCGGCUGCGCCGCCGCCGAGCUGGUGCCGGCCGGCGGCGGGCUCCACUGCCGGCUGGCCUCGCGCCGCGGCGGCAGCACCGCCGCCUCUACCGCGCUGGCCGCCUUCGUCAGGAACGGCCGCGCCGCGCUCGGCGAGCACUGCCUGAGUGCCGACGAGUGCUGGCGGGGCGAGCUGGGCGCCUCCUGCCAGCAGGGUGUCUGCGCCUGCGCCUCGCCGCAGCUGACCACGCUCGGCUGCUGCGUCAUCGACGGCUGCAGCCGGCUCCUGGAUCGAGGCAUUAACUCCAGCGGACCGUACGUCAUGACCAUGCGGGGAAUGUCGUCUGCGUGGCGGCGUGGCGACGACACGGAGCAGCUUGACUUCUACCGCGACUGGCAGAGCUACCGCGACGGCUUCGGCAACGUAUCCGGCCAGUUCUGGCUCGGCAACGAACUGCUCCACCGCCUCACUUAUGGCGAGCCACAGGAGCUGCGAAUCGAACUGGAGGACUUUGACGGCGACAAGACGAUUCACCCGAGGGGGCGCACUGGUACCCAGCGCAGCGACCCGGGCUGGGGCGCUCUCCUGACCCACGGAGAUGCGCAGGUAUCCGGCGCACCCGCCUAG
Pollicipes pollicipes is the source of this 890-nucleotide messenger RNA. RefSeq lists its product as uncharacterized. The coding region runs from base 3 to 890 and encodes 295 amino acids. NCBI's taxonomy places the organism in Eukaryota, Metazoa, Arthropoda, Thecostraca, Pollicipedomorpha, Pollicipedidae. The record is from RefSeq and is a predicted model, not a curated record. The transcript is spliced from 4 exons.